Molecule: messenger RNA, 1039 nt
Organism: Lingula anatina
Lineage: Eukaryota; Metazoa; Brachiopoda; Lingulata; Lingulida; Lingulidae
Product: methylmalonyl-CoA mutase, mitochondrial
Cellular component (GO): cytoplasm; mitochondrion
Molecular function (GO): metal ion binding; cobalamin binding; methylmalonyl-CoA mutase activity
Source: RefSeq, a predicted model, not a curated record
UCAAGGUCAUUCGGUUCUAGGGCAGACGAAGUCUGUAGUUGAAUGUUUCGUAGCGUUUUUCGUACAAGCAAAGCACUGCUACUGCUUGAGAAAAACCAAAAUGUUGCGAGUACACGGGAGGGUCAAAGCUGAGGCACUGUGCACUUUCAAAAAGGUGUGCUUGCCAGCUGCCUCAGUGAGAGGAUUCCACCAGGAGCCCUUACAUCCAGAAUGGAGAGAGUUAGCCAAGAAGCAACUGAAGGGGAAGGACCCACAAGAAACCUUGAUAUGGCACACUCCAGAGGGUAUUGAUGUGAAGCCACUGUAUACCAAGCAGGACACAGCCAGGAUGGUGGAUGAGCUGCCUGGGAAGUUUCCAUACACCAGGGGACCCUAUCCAACUAUGUAUGCACAGAGACCCUGGACUAUCAGACAGUAUGCAGGGUUUAGCACAGUGGAAGAGAGCAACAAGUUCUACAGAGAAAACAUUGCUGCAGGACAGCAGGGUCUUAGCGUGGCUUUUGAUUUGCCCACACACAGAGGCUAUGACUCGGACAACCCGCGAGCAUCGGGGGAUGUGGGGAUGGCUGGAGUCGCCAUUGACUCUGUGGAGGAUACUAAGUUACUAUUUGACGGUAUUCCACUGGGGAAGAUCUCCACAUCUAUGACAAUGAAUGGAGCUGUGCUGCCCAUACUGGCUAUGUAUGUGGUGUCUGCUGAAGAACAAGGUGUGAAGCAAGAACAACUCACUGGUACCAUUCAGAAUGACAUUCUCAAAGAGUUCAUGGUCCGGAACACGUACAUCUUCCCACCUGAACCAUCUAUGAAGAGUAUUGCUGAUAUUUUCUCCUAUACGGCUCAUAACAUGCCCAAGUUUAACUCCAUCUCCAUCUCGGGCUACCACAUGCAGGAAGCAGGGGCUGAUGCUGUAUUGGAGAUGGCUUUCACCAUUGCUGAUGGUUUAGAGUACUGUAGGACAGGUUUAAAAGCAGGCCUGCAUAUUGAUGAAUUUGCUCCUCGCCUGUCAUUUUUCUGGGGCAUUGGGAUGAACUUCAUGAUG